Talaromyces atroroseus is the source of this 1554-nucleotide messenger RNA. RefSeq lists its product as hypothetical. Gene Ontology annotation, cellular component: nucleus. The transcript has 2 exons. The record is from RefSeq and is a predicted model, not a curated record. NCBI's taxonomy places the organism in Eukaryota, Fungi, Ascomycota, Eurotiomycetes, Eurotiales, Trichocomaceae. Gene Ontology annotation, biological process: proteasome-mediated ubiquitin-dependent protein catabolic process. Bases 1 to 1554 code for a protein of 517 amino acids. Gene Ontology annotation, molecular function: ubiquitin binding.
AUGGAGGGCGACGUGGUGACCCAGUUUCAGGAGGUUACAGGCUCCACUGCAGAGCUUGCAACCCAGUAUUUGGAGAUUGCAGAUUUCGACAUUGAGCAAGCGAUGCAGCUUUACUUUGAGAAUGGAGGGGCAGAAUUACGACCUACACAACAAGCUACCGCACCCGCGACAUCAUCUCGCCCUAGCCGCCAUUCUAACGAUGCCGUUCGUAUAGAUUCGGAGGACGAAGACAUCACCAUAGAUGAAGCCCGUUCGUCGGCCCCAUCACGCCAACCUGCCGACUCCACCUUCGAAGAUGAUGCAGCCAUGGCCCGACGAUUACAAGAAGAGCUGUAUGCUGGUGGUGAUUCUGCAGAUAAUGUACGGGCUCCUAUGGCGAGGACGACAGAAACAUUAGUUGGGCCCGACGCAGAGGGCUACGGAGACUUUGAUCCUCUUCUGAGCCAAUUUCGAAUGCGCCAUGGCGGUAGAAGCAGUCGGCCUGGAAUAUUUAACCAACGUGAUACGUCCAUCUGGGACGAGGAAUCUGAACUUUCACAUCGAACUGCUCUAAGUCGGGCGACUGGAGGUGCUUCAGAGACCUCGUCCAAAUCAGGGUUGCUAGCUGAAAUGUAUCGACCUCCAUUUGAGUUGAUGUCUAGACUCCCUUGGGACGCAGCCCGUGAAGAGGGCCGAGAUAACGAAAAAUGGUUGCUGAUCAACAUCCAAGAUCCGUCAAUAUUUGAUUGUCAGUUACUGAAUCGCGACCUAUGGAAAGACCCGAGUGUGAGGGACUCGGUUAGAGAAAAUUUCAUUUUUUUGCAAUACAACAAGGAUGAUGAACGAGGCAUACCCUACUUGCAGUACUAUUUCCAAGGGAGCGAUGUAUCGGACAACUAUCCACAUAUUGCCAUUGUUGACCCUCGUACGGGAGAACAAGUUAAAGUGUGGUCCGGACCCCCAGUAAUCAAGCCUGCAGAGUUCCUCAUCCAACUUCAUGAAUUCCUCGACCGAUACAGUCUCAAACAAAACGCCCGUAAUCCGGUUGCGAAGCGGAAAGCCGACGUCUCCAAAGAAAAGAAAAUAGAGGCAAUGACAGAGGAAGAGAUGAUGGAAAUGGCUCUCAAGAAUAGUCUUGAAGGAGGUGCAGCGGAGAAGAUUGCAGAUCCAGAUGAGCUGACAAGGAGCAUCAGCGAUCUUAAGGGCAAGGGCAGGGCCGACGACGUUGGUUCGAUGCCAGAAGAAGAAGCGGACGAGCAAGAAGAUGCCGGUGUUUCUGUGUUCCGUUCUAUUCCUUCAGAUCGCAUCCACACAGAGCCGCCGGCCGAUCCGGCCACCACCACUCGCAUACAAUUUCGUCACCCUUCAGGCAGGGUAAUAAGGCGCUUUACGCUGACAGACCCCGUGCAGCGGAUCUAUGAAUGGCUCAAGUCAGAGCCACCGCUGGAAGAGAAGGCGGGGGUUGUCUUUGAGCUUAAUGCAAUGGGUAAAAAUCUCAUCCACGAGCUCGACACUACCAUUCAAGACGCUGGUCUCAAGAAUGGCACAGUUAUGAUAGGGUACUUGGAGGAUUGA